UAACUCCGGUGCACUGAGCACAUUGAGCUCUUGCUCCAGACGAGCGCAGGCAGUGGCAGGCAGUGGUAGGCAGCGGCUCCUACUAGUUGGCAGCUCUGAGUUGAAGAAGGCAGCGCAGGCUCUUCCAGCAAGCAGAUGAUGGCAAAGGUAGCCCUCCUAUGUGUCUAUGCAGCAGCCUGCAGUGGGGUUCUGGCAGCAGCUGCAGCAGCGGCAACGGGCAAGUCAGACAGAGGCAAUUUUCUGGAUGAUAAACAAUGGCUAACCACCAUAUCCCAGUACGACAAGGACGCCGGACACUGGAAUCGGUUCCGAGACGAAGUAGAGGAUGAUUACUUCCGCACUUGGAAUCCAGGAAGACCAUUUGAUCAAGCUCUGGAUCCAGCAAAAGAUCCAUGUUUAAAAAUGAAAUGCAAUCGGCAUAAAGUAUGCAUUGCCCAGAAUCAGGAAACUGCAGUGUGUGUCAGUCACAGAAGACUUACCCACAGCAUGAAAGAAGCUGGAUUAACGUAUAAGUACUGGAGAGGUGUUCCUCUUACGUCGAGUUGCAAGCAAUGUCCAGUUGCUUAUACAAAUCCUGUAUGUGGGUCUGAUGGACAUUCAUAUUUAUCUCAGUGUAAAUUAGAAUAUCAAGCCUGCAUCUUGGGUAAACAAAUAACAGUGAAAUGUGAGGGACACUGUCCAUGUUCUUCAAGCAAAUCAAGAAGUGUAAAUAAAAAUAAAAAAAGAGUUUGCACUGAUCAGGAGUUCAGGGAAAUAGCUAACCGACUAAGAGAAUGGUUUAAAGCACUUCAUGAAAGUGGAUUCCAGAAAAAGAAGACUAAAUCUACUUCAAGACCAGAAAGAAGCAGAUUUGAUACCAGCAUUCUACCAAUAUGCAGGGAUUCUCUUGGGUGGAUGUUUAAUAGACUUGAUAGAAAUUAUGACCUGCUACUGGAUCAGUCUGAGCUGGGAAGCAUUUAUAUUGACAAGAAUGAACAAUGUACCAAGGCUUUCUUCAAUACAUGUGACACAUACAAGGACAGCUUAAUAUCCAACAAUGAGUGGUGCUACUGCUUCCAGCGGCAGCAAGAUCCUCCUUGUCAAACUGAGCUCAGUAAUAUUCAGAAGCAGCAAGGAUUAAAGAAGCUUCUUGGACAUUACAUCCCAGCAUGUGAUGAGGAUGGCUAUUACAAAACAGCUCAGUGUCAUGCAAGCAUUGGUCAGUGCUGGUGCGUUGACAGAUAUGGAAAUGAAGUGACAGGAUCCAGAAAAGUUGGCUCAGUGGAAUGUGGCAGUGAUUCGGACACAUCAGGGGAUUUUGGAAGUGGAGACUUUCAUGACUGGUCUGAUGAUGAAGACGACGACGAAAUGAUGAAUGAUGAAGAUGAGAUUGAAGAUGAUGAUGAGGAUGAAGGAGGCGAUGAUGAUGAAGAUGAAGAUGGAUACAUUUGACAUAACAUAAUGCAAAAUAAUUCUAUUUUUCAUGUCUACAAAGAAAAAGACAUCCCCUAGGAAAUACCUUUUGCUCACAUCGCCACCAAGAAAAAAAGGAUUUGAAAAGAAAACUAAACAUGUAUAUUUUGUAUGAUCAUAUCAGUUAUUAAAGCUGGAGUCAUAGACUUAUGUUUCAGAGUCAUUUAUGUGCUUUUAAGCUUUUCUAUGCUUUUGGAAAGAAGAAAAAUGCAUUGGAAUUAUAACCUAAAGAAAAUAAAACAACCUGCGCAUCAGUUGAAGAAAAAAUAGUUCAACAAAGUGUAAAGGUAGUGGCCGUUGACUAGACGCCUGUGCGUUUCCUUACUGACAAAUGAGUACUAAAACAAAGUAAGAACUUAUGUUAGUGAAAAACUCUGACAAUGAAAAUUUUUCCUUAUUUUUGAUUACAUUUAUUUCCUCAGAUUAUGCAGAAAUGUGUUUGUUUAUUGUUUAGUGGGCUGUUAGAUUUGUUGUCUUAUUAUGUUAGCUUUUUCUUAUUAUUAUUUUAGAAGCAUUGUAUGAUUUUUGUUAUUAGCAGAGAAGCAUGAUGAUACGUAUAAUCUAGCCAACACAAUUCUUCUUUGAAAACUGUUUACUUGAGCAGAUAAUCAGCACCAGUCAUAUAAUCAAGAAUAUGCUACAAUAUGUACAAGUAUUGUCAUAUGCAGUUAGCCAUUAUUUUUCUGCUCCAUAUUUAAUAAAAGCCUUUCUUGCAUUUUUCCAUGACAUCCCUACUAAAUUGAAAUAAUGGUCCACAACAAGAGCAGUGGUUAAGAAAACACAGGUUAAUAUAACAUUUUAAACUUACUGUUCGGGUCCAAGCAGUUUGAGAUUGAGCUUUUGUAUUUCAUUUUGUUUUCUCAUUUUUAUAUGUUAUAAUUUUAGUUAUGCAAAUUAGCAAUGAUUGUAGUAGGUGUUUUAUUUCAGUAUUAGGACUAAAUCCUACACAAAUGCAAUGGCAAGUUGGGACCAGCUGGCAAAAGUUGCCUGCGUGUUUAAAACCAGAAGUAUUUUUCUUAUUACUAUUUUUUCUUUUUCAUUUUGUUAGUAUAUGUUAAUAUAGUGUUUUUUAUUAUAUUCAGUGGCACCAGAAUGUUACGAGUUGUAGUAAAAAAAAUAAAAUAAAAAAAAAUAAAAGCUUUAUUGGUUUAUGCCUGCACACUUUCAUACCUUUCAACCUAGAAGAAAAAAAAAGUAUUAAACCUAAUAUUUAUAAUUCAAAACAUAUUUGCUUAGUUAAUCUGAAGUAUGUACACCUAUUUUUAAACUUCACUAUUAAGUGGAAAUUAUAGUUAUGAAAUAUUUGACUCAUGCUUUUAAACUAAUGCAUAUUAACACCUACGCAAUUUUAUUAGAAAGCUGGCAAUAUCUGGGUAAGAAGGUACAUUAGGAAGGUAGCGUACCUUUCAAGUCAUUCAAAACUGUAAAGCAUUGUCUAUCUCUUAAAUGAAUCAUUCAUUAUUAGGCGUUAUUACUUCCUUGUGCAUUUAUACUGGUUAUGGAACACUUAUUUGCUUUCUAUAUUUUUUUUAUUUUUAACUUGAUACUUUAUAUAUUGAUAUAAUAUGAUAUGAUCCUCCCGUUUGGGUAUGUUUUAGCAUUUACACAUUCCAACAAAAAGACCAUUCUAUAUUUAUGCAUUGUCAUGACAAAUAAAAAUAACUUGAGCAUG
Rana temporaria (common frog) is the source of this 3124-nucleotide messenger RNA. It is a transcript of the gene SPOCK3, whose product is annotated as SPARC (osteonectin), cwcv and kazal like domains proteoglycan 3. The coding region runs from base 136 to 1431 and encodes 431 amino acids. The record is from RefSeq and is a predicted model, not a curated record. NCBI's taxonomy places the organism in Eukaryota, Metazoa, Chordata, Amphibia, Anura, Ranidae. The transcript has 12 exons. Gene Ontology annotation, molecular function: calcium ion binding; protein binding.